UGCUUCAAUAAUUUUUGUUUACGUGUAUGUUAUUAGGUUAAAAUUUUAAAUCAAUUAUUUAUUUAAAGGCUAAUUUAAGUUUUAUAGUGGAAAAAUAUAAUGAAUUUUCUAAAAAAGUUCCAGCCUAGUAUAGAAACACUCAAACAGUUAGAUGCAUAUUCAAAGCCCAUUGAGGAUUUUAGGGUUAAAACUGUUUCUGGAGGGACAGCCUCGAUUCUUUGUUGGCUGGUGAUUGCAAUAUUGCUGAGUAAGCGUGUCUAUGAAUUUGCAUUCAACACAGAAACAGUGGAGAUGAUAGUAGUUGAUACUUCUAGUGGAAGCAAACUGCAGAUUAACAUAGAUAUUGUGGUACCAGCUGUGUCGUGUGAUUACCUUGCCCUUGAUGCAAUGGACUCUUCUGGCGAACAGCAUUUACAUAUUGAACAUAGUAUAUUCAAACGACGUUUAGAUCUUGCUGGAAACCCCAUUGAAGAUCCCAAGAAGGAAGAGAAACUUGGGACGCAUAAAUCACAGAAUGAUACCGCAAUUGCUUUGCCCAAGUGUGGAAGCUGUUAUGGUGCUGAAAAUCCAGAAAGAAAUAUUACUUGCUGUAACACGUGCGAAGAUGUGAAGAAAGCGUAUGAACUGAAGAGAUGGUCUCUAGUAGAGAUUGAUAAAGUAGAGCAAUGUAGGUCUACUCAAGAUGCAGAGAAGGUAGCUCGGGCUCUCAAGGAAGGCUGUCAAAUAUAUGGGUAUCUGGAGGUUAAUCGGGUGGGAGGAAGUUUUCAUGUGGCUCCAGGACAAAGUUUUUCAGUGAAUCACGUACAUGUGCACGAUGUCCAACCGUUUUCAUCGUCUGCAUUCAACACAUCACACAUCAUUCGUCAUUUAUCCUUCGGCAAAACCAAACUGGCCGGAGUCAACCCGCUGGACAACUCGCGGUCGAUAGCAACCGAAGGUGCUGUCAUGUACCAGUACUACAUCAAGAUUGUCCCGACGAAAAGGUUUCAUAAAGAUGGCAUGGUUUUGUAUUCCAAUCAAUUUUCUGUGACAAAACAUUCUAAGGUCGUGUCUCCAGGCAGUGGUGAUUCAGGAAUGCCUGGAAUAUUUUUUAGCUACGAACUUUCAGCCCUCAUGGUGAAAAUAUCUGACAAAGUUAUCCCCUGGAGUCACUUUCUCAACGACUGCUGUAGUUGUAUUGGAGGAGUCUUCAUCGUCUUUAUGCUGCUUGAUUCAUUUUUCUAUAGAUCUGUUGUUUUAUGGAAAAAAAUGGAAAUAGGAAAAGCACAUUGAAAACAUUGAAACUCAAAGCGAAAAAAAAGACUACCGGUACUGAUUUAUUUAAGGGGAGUGGCAAUCUGGAGCGUUACAGUACAUUCUAGCUCGAUAAAACAUACACACUGUUGAUAACCAUAUUUUUACUAGUUGUAUAUUUUAUUCCUAUGUUACUUUUAUAUUUGUGUGUAUGUGUAGGCCAAUUUAGAUAGUUUUGUUCUUUGAAGCUAAAUGUGUAAAAAUACACAUAAGGAGUUUUUUUUAAUGCGUUCAGCAUACCGAGCAGAUUAAUGUUCAGAGAAAGACCUUUUGUCUAUCCAUAAGCCCCUAGACACUAAUUACCUCGGAUAACUUAGCUGAACUUAAUCGUUUUCAAAAAAUCAGCCAGUUGGCUUUCCCCAAAAUAUAGUUUUGAAGUUAAACUAUUUUCGUAUUUUGUACUCAAAUUAGGUUUAAAAUGAUCUAAUAUCUACAAAUUAGGAUACAAAAACAUUUGUUUAGUACUUUUACAAAGAUUAAGGACCCAAAGUAGGUUUGCUUUGAAAAUAUAACCACAGUAUAGCUUUGCUUGGUGUAUUUAUCUCAAAAUAUCUUAUAAAACAUCCCCUAUUCUACCAACUGGUAUUAUGUGCUCUAGUAUACUGUGCCAAGUUGAGAAGUAUUAUCAAUUCCCAUAAAAAAAAACAGGUGAUGUUUAACUAUUUGUUACUUUCAGGAUAUCUAAAGGGUGAAAAAAACACAUUUUCUCUGUAAUUCUUUCAACUUGAAUCUUUUCAAUGUGUUUGAAACCAUUCUUUGUUCCGAACUAAUUGCAUCUGAAUAUGUACUUCAGUUUAUGAAGUCUAGUGUGGUUACAGUAUUGUUACAAUUAGGUACAGUAAACUCCUGAUUAUUUACGGGUGGAUUACGCUGCAAAUUAACUAUGAUCGUUAAAAAAUAAAAAAAUAUAAUGCAAGUUAACUCUACGUUAUACGACGACCAGAUCUUUAGCGUGAGCAGGCACAUCUUUUUUUGGGUAGACUAUAGAGUUGUCGUUGUUUACUUCACGGACCACCAAUCACAAGUUAAUUAAUAAGUUACAUUUUUUUGUGUGUUCUAAUUUAUCUUUUUACUGGGCCUAUUUAUUAGCUCUCCAAUGUUUUUGGUUUGUAGAUAUGAGUGAAACAAAGAUGAAAGGUUCCUUCACUGUAUUUAAAAAGACGUAUAUUUAACUAAACCUUUAUUAAAGCUUUACUACAUAUUUAAAGUCGAUCUUAGUUAUUUCCCAGGCAUUUGAGGUCAGGUUGCAUUAUCCACGAUCACUUACUCACUCAUUAUUGUGGAUAAUAAGGAAUCUACUGUAGUUUGCUUCUAACGUCCAAAUACAGUUUACUCCCUUUUAGAUUUGUAUGGCUUUUAGGGCGACCUGGGUAAUCCUCGCCCAAUUUCCUCGGACCUAUAAGAGUCACUUAAGGUUUUUUGAUUUUAGGUAUUUUGAUUUUCUUAACUUUUUCCUUAACUUCUAUGAUGGUGCAGCUUUUUUAACCCUUUGAGUGCCACCGCGUCUCGCUCCGAGACGCACCAUUGUCGUAGCUUGAGUGCCGAGCGUCUCGUAGCGAGACGGUCAAGGUUGCGCGAGAAAUGCCAGCGUCUCGUGCAUUUCUCUUUAAGUUUAAGUUUAAAAUUUAGGCCAAAAAUGUUAAUAAAUAAGUAUUUUAUGACAAUUUUCAUAAACACUUGCAUUUAUGUGAAAAAUGGUCGGCAAUCCUAGAAGCAACACCACAUGUAGGCCUGGCAAACCUCAAAUACAAUUGUUUCACCUGCUCGAGGCACUCAAAGGGUUAAAAACUUGGUUCCAAGGUGUCCAAAGAGAGGUGGUUUACCACAGUGGUAGCAGUCACAUUAUAUCUACCCUUGUUUUACUGAAAUAAUAAAAUUAUCGCUUAUAAGCCUUACAACUAUCACUCAUUAUUAUUUCCCUGGCAGUAUGAAGACGUCUGAGCCAGAAAAAAAUUAUCUCUUUGUAAUGAUGUAUUUGAUAUUGAUUCUUAAAAACAAAUGCUAGAACAUGUUAUAAAAGACAAUGAAAUUCUACAUUUAAAAAAUAGUUCUUUCUUCAUUGUAUUUGUGAAUUAGCCUGUAGUAGUAAAUACUCCAAUAAUUGUUGACUUUUUGUGACAUUUCACUUUGGAGUCAUAAAACCAGUGUAAAAUCAUAAUAUAUUGUUUUCUCCAUCACAAUUGAUCUUUGUACACGUCUGAGUUGAUUUGAUAUGACUUAUUGUGUUUUAAAAUAAAAACAUCUGAAAUUAUUAU
This is a messenger RNA of Macrosteles quadrilineatus (aster leafhopper), 3548 nucleotides long. RefSeq names its product endoplasmic reticulum-Golgi intermediate compartment protein 3-like. The coding region runs from base 100 to 1272 and encodes 390 amino acids. NCBI's taxonomy places the organism in Eukaryota, Metazoa, Arthropoda, Insecta, Hemiptera, Cicadellidae. Gene Ontology annotation, biological process: retrograde vesicle-mediated transport, Golgi to endoplasmic reticulum; endoplasmic reticulum to Golgi vesicle-mediated transport. The transcript is spliced from 11 exons. The record is from RefSeq and is a predicted model, not a curated record. Gene Ontology annotation, cellular component: endoplasmic reticulum; Golgi membrane; endoplasmic reticulum membrane.